AUGUAAUAUCUAGAAAAACUGAAAUCGUUUGCUAAUUGCUCUCUUCAAAAUGAAGUGAGUAAAAAAGAUGAAAUAUAGAAAUCUAAAAAAAAGGAGAUUCCAUCUCAAUUUUAAAUUUGGAGGUUUUAUUUAAAAUUCAUGAAGAUUGACUGGAGAGGAUUUUUCAUAGUUAACUUAAAUUUUAUUAUUUGCUCACUUAUUUUAGCUUAUGAACCCUUCUUAAUGAUAGAACUCAAAUAAAGUUUGUAGGAAUAGAAUUAUUCUUAAGUCAAAUAUCUCCUUUUUUGUUACAUUGUAUGCUAAAUAAUAGAAUAAAUUUUACACUAUUAAGAAUUGUAAUACUAUUUUAAUACAAACGAUAUAGCUAGAUAAAGAAUAUAAAAAUCAAUUUUAGAGCAUUUAUUUAGUCUAGACAUCUAAUUCUUUGAGGAUAAUAAGGUUACAUAUCUUUCAAAUAUUGUAUAAGAAGGAGCAGAAUAGAUCACAUCUGAAAUAUCUUAUGGAAAGUUUACCAAAAUUUUUAACUAGUAUACUGAAAUAAUUAGUCAACUUAUUUUUGUUUAUUGCUAGAGUCCUUAAAUAUUUUUGUUUGUUUCUGUUAUUGCAAUAAUUGGUGCUAUCAUUAAUUAUUUUAUUAACAUAAAAAAACAAAAAUCUGAAAAGAAUACUGAUUUCUAAAACGAAUACAAAGUCUUUGCUUUGGAUGAUAUUAUUACAAAUAUUCAUUUAAUUAAAAUAUUUAACAAAGAACAAAAUGAAAUUGAAAAUCUGACAAAAAUAAUAAAUGAUAACAGCAAAAAUCAAAACUAAAUUGAGUAUUUAAAGUAACUCAAAUAUUUAAUAAGAAACUUUUGUUUUCAUGCUAUGAAAUUAGGAAUCAUUUUGCUUUUAGUAAUUUCUGGUCUUGAAGAUUCUUAAAAUAAAAGCAUAAUUAUUAACAGUCUUGCAGAGAUUUUAGUUUAUGUUUACAGUGCAAUCUUACUUUCAAAAGAUAUUUCUAAGGUAAUUAUCAGCAAACCUGCUAAAUAUUACCAUAAAAAAUAUAAAUAUAUUGGAAAGGUUAUGAGGCUCUUCGAAAUAAAACCUAAAAUAAAAGAUAAUAAUAUAAGUAGCGAGAAAAAUUAACCUAUUUAAUAUUUAAAAGGAAGUAUAAAGUUUGAAAAUGUAAAUUUUAAAUAUCCAAUUACAACAGAUUCACUUUUCAAGUAAAAGCAAAUUGAUAAAUAGGAUUCUGAAGUUGAUUAUGAUAGUUCAGAAUCUGAAUCUUCUCUUUAAGAUUGUAACUAAGAAUUAGAUAGCCAUAGUUCCUUGGAUGGUUUUGAUUCUUAAAACUCACUAGAUUAAACCUAAUUAAAAGAUAAAUAUAAACUCUAGCGAAAAUACGUUUUAUAAAACAUCAAUUUUGAAAUAAAACCAGGUUAAUUAGUAGCUUUUGUUGGAAUGAGUGGAAGUGGAAAAUCAACUCUAGUAAAACUAAUUGAAAGAUACUAUGAUGUUGAAGAAGGUGUUAUAAUGUUGGAUGAUAAAAACAUCAAAGAUAUUCCUUUAAACUACUUAAGAGGCAGCAUUGGGUUAGUUAAUUAAGAACCUUCUCUCUUUGAUAAUGAUAUAGAAUACAACAUUACAUAUGGAUGUUAAGAUGGUAAAUAUACUUAAGAGGAAUUAAGAUAAAUUUGUGAUGUUAGUGGAGUGAGUGAAUUUGUCUUUGAUGAAUAAAGAUUUCCUGAAGGCCUAAAAACUCUAGUAGGGUCUAAAGGCAUUAAAUUGAGUGGCGGAUAAAAGCAAAGAAUAGCAAUAGCAAGAGCUCUGAUGAAAAAGCCAAGUAUUUUAAUAUUAGAUGAAGCCACAAGCUCUUUAGAUGCUUAAAGUGAGCAUUUAGUACAAAAAUAUAUAGACUAACUCAUGGGUUACAGAGGAAUCACAAUUAUAGUGAUAGCUCAUAGACUUAGCACUAUAGUAAAAAGCGAUGUAAUUUAUGUAAUGGAAAAUGGUGAAAUAAAAGAGUAUGGAAAUCAUUCAUAACUUAUAGCUUAAAAUGGAGUCUAUAAAAGACUAGUAUACCAUCAAAUUUAAAUUCAUAACUCAUGA
Messenger RNA from Tetrahymena thermophila SB210, 2088 nucleotides. RefSeq names its product ABC transporter transmembrane region family protein. NCBI's taxonomy places the organism in Eukaryota, Ciliophora, Oligohymenophorea, Hymenostomatida, Tetrahymenidae. Gene Ontology annotation, cellular component: membrane. Gene Ontology annotation, biological process: transmembrane transport. Gene Ontology annotation, molecular function: ATP binding; ATP hydrolysis activity; ABC-type transporter activity. The record is from RefSeq and is a predicted model, not a curated record. The transcript has a single exon.